Molecule: messenger RNA, 921 nt
Organism: Tetrapisispora phaffii CBS 4417
Lineage: Eukaryota; Fungi; Ascomycota; Saccharomycetes; Saccharomycetales; Saccharomycetaceae
Exons: 1
Coding region: 1-921 (306 amino acids)
Biological process (GO): mitochondrial L-ornithine transmembrane transport
Molecular function (GO): L-ornithine transmembrane transporter activity
Source: RefSeq, a predicted model, not a curated record
AUGUCUGGAGAAAGUACACCUUUACAAAUAAUUGAUGAUCUAGAUGUGGCUCCACAACAAGACAAAACCAGAGUUAUAAAGGAUCUUUUAGCUGGUACCGCCGGUGGUAUUUCUCAAGUUUUGGUAGGACAACCAUUUGACACAACUAAAGUCCGUUUACAAACCUCUACGACACCAACGUCUGCCAUCGAUGUUGUCAAAAACCUAUUAAAGAAUGAAGGUCCUUCAGGUUUUUAUAAAGGUACUCUCACACCAUUAAUUGGUGUUGGUGCCUGUGUGUCUAUUCAAUUUGGUGUCAACGAGGCAAUGAAAAGAUAUUUCCAUUCAGUAAACAAUUUGAAUUCUGAAACUCUUUCACUAUCUCAAUAUUAUCUUAGUGGUCUAGCUGGUGGUGUGGCCAAUUCAUUUUUAGCCUCUCCAAUUGAACAUGUAAGAAUUCGCCUACAAACCCAGACUUCUUCAGGUGCCAACGCAGACUUUAAAGGCCCAUUGGAUUGUAUCAGAAAAUUAAGAGCUCAAGGUGGUUUAAUGAGAGGUCUAAGUGCUACAAUGCUAAGAGAAAGUCAUGGAUGUGGUACUUAUUUUUUAGUUUAUGAAGCAUUAGUAGCAAAUGAAGUUAACAAGUUAAAGGUUAAGAGAGCAGAUAUUCCAGCUUGGAAAUUGUGUUUAUUUGGUGCAUUCUCUGGUACUACUCUAUGGAUGAUGGUGUAUCCUUUAGAUGUUAUUAAAUCAGUUAUUCAAACAGACAAUAUUAAGAACCCUAAGAAUGGCAAUUCUAUCCGUGAUGUAGCCAAAAGAAUAUAUGGAAGAGGUGGUUUGUCGGCCUUCUUUAAAGGGUUUGGUCCAACUAUGCUAAGAGCCGCUCCUGCAAACGGUGCAACUUUUGCUACCUUUGAAUUAUUUAUGAGACUCAUGAAUUAA